Molecule: messenger RNA, 858 nt
Organism: Phyllotreta striolata
Lineage: Eukaryota; Metazoa; Arthropoda; Insecta; Coleoptera; Chrysomelidae
Source: the annotation of a GenBank genome assembly
AUGGUAUCUAAGCAAAAAAUCGAGAAGAACGCCGUAAAGGAGAUAUUGAAUAAAAUGGUGUAUAACAUCGAAUGGGUGAUUCCGAAGUUAAGGGGCCCUUCGACCAUUUGGAAAAUCGCCAGUACUAUUACGAUAGUAGCGGUCGGGCUUUUUAGCAAACUUUUAAUCCGUAAUAAUAUAUUAAAUAGAACCAAAGUACACAAUAGACAUAUAAUAACAAAUGCUUUACAAAAUAGGCCUAAACGAGUUCCUUUAAUUACAGUAUCAAAUCACCAUUCAUGUUUUGAUGAUCCUGGGAUAUGGGGUACUUUGAAAUUAUCGCAUUUAUUAAAUCCUAAAGUAAUAAGAUGGUCUUUAGCCGCUCAUGAUAUAUGCUAUACGUGCGCCCAACACGCCUAUUUCUUCAGCUUAGGCAAGUGUAUACCCGUAGUAAGAGGCAACGGAGUGUACCAGGAAGCUGUGGAUUUUUGCAUCGAACAACUCGCUGAGGGUAAUUGGGUGCACGUUUUUCCAGAGGGCAAAGUGAACACCACGAAAGAAAAUAUAAGACUGAAAUGGGGCGUGGGUAGGAUGAUAUACGAAUCGCCGGUGACUCCCAUCAUCAUACCGAUCUGGCACAUCGGUAUGGACGACGUGCUGCCGAACGAGCCGCCUUACAUACUGAAAUUCGGCAAGAAAUUGACGUUCAACUACGGCCAGCCGUUGGAUUUGAGCGACAUGAUCGCCAAGCUGAAGGACCAGAAGGCCAGCGAGGAGGAGGCCAGGAAGCGCAUAACGGAUUUCCUGCAGGAGACGCUGCUGAAGUUGAAAGAACAGACCGAGGAGUUACAUUCGAAGAACUUCAAAGUGAAGUCAUGA